Messenger RNA from Ananas comosus (pineapple), 1997 nucleotides. RefSeq names its product protein trichome birefringence-like 11. Lineage: Eukaryota; Viridiplantae; Streptophyta; Magnoliopsida; Poales; Bromeliaceae. Bases 1 to 1527 code for a protein of 508 amino acids. Gene Ontology annotation, molecular function: O-acetyltransferase activity. The transcript has 5 exons. The record is from RefSeq and is a predicted model, not a curated record. Gene Ontology annotation, cellular component: Golgi apparatus.
AUGGGGAUUGAAUCUCAGAUAGUUUCUGCAUCUGUCUCCGAAGAUACAAGGUGUACUUACCACAAGUUCAGUAGCAGUGUUAGUGGUAGUAAUUGUACGAGGAAGAGGAAGAGGAAGAGGGGGAGCUCGUCGUCGGGGAGGAACCCGGCGAGGCGCGGCGGAGGGGCGGAGGAGGAGGCAGCGGCGGCGGCUGCGGCGGCGCUCCGGCGACAGGGGCGGCGGAUGAAGCCGUUCGAGCACGUCGGGAUGAUGUGGUUAUCCGCCCUCACCGCCGCCGCGUUCGCGCUCCUCCUUUGCCUCGUGUACUUGAGCUACGGGGGCGGAGGAGGAGGAGGUGGGGGGAGGGGGAGGUUGGGGAUCGAGUCGGAGGAGAAGGGGACGAGGAGCGGCGGAGGAGGCGAUGGUGGUGGAGGAGGAGGAGGAGGAGGAGGAGCUAGGGUUUGCGAUGUGUUCGAUGGGAGGUGGGAGUUGGACGAGGAGAGUUAUCCGCUGUACGAGUCCAAGGAUUGCCCCUUCUUGGACGAGGGUUUCCGAUGCUCCGAGAACGGGAGACCCGAUCGCUUCUACACCAAGUGGGGGUGGCGCCCCUCCCACUGCGACCUCCCCAGAUUUAAUGCAACGAAGAUGCUGGAGUUGCUGCGAAACAAAAGACUGGUAUUUGUAGGUGACUCUAUCGGGAGAAACCAAUGGGAGUCCCUCCUUUGCAUGCUUUCGACUGCUGUUCCAGACAAGAAUUCAUCAAUCUAUGAAGUCAACGGCAAUCCAAUUACGAAGCAUAUGGGGUUCUUGGUGUUCAAGUUCAGGGAUUACAACUGUACUGUGGAGUACUACAGAGCCCCUUUUAUUGUGGUGCAGAGUCGAGCCCCAGCUGGGGUGCCCGAGAAGGUUAAGACCACACUUAAGUUGGAUGUCCUGGAUUGGUCGUCUCCCCACUGGAAGGAUGCCGAUGUGCUCAUCUUUAAUACUGGACACUGGUGGAACUAUGAGAAGACUAUACGAGGGGGUUGUUUCUUUCAAGAAGGAAAUGAGGUUAAGAUGAGAAUGAGCGUGGAUGCUGCUUAUGAGAGAGCAAUAGAGACGGUUUUUAAUUGGAUUCAGAGAGAGGUUAAUAGAAGUAAGACUCAAGUCAUCUUCCGCACAUAUGCUCCUGUACAUUUCAGAGGUGGCGACUGGAAAAUGGGAGGUAGCUGUCACAUGGAAACGUUUCCAGAGCUCCUUACUAAGCCGUCGACGAAGCCGUGGGCUCGCCUGCUGAAACCGUUCACGAACUCUACUAAGUCCGGCGGUGGUACCACCGUGCCGCUCGAGCUCGUGGAUGUGCUCAACGUGACCGAAAUGACGGCUCAGCGGAAAGACGGCCAUCUAUCCGUAUUUUACCUCGGCGCGUCUUCGGGCCCGGCCCCCCUCCACAGACAGGACUGCAGCCACUGGUGCUUGCCGGGCGUGCCCGACGCGUGGAACGAGCUACUCUACUACCUUAUCCUCAAAAGGGCGGAUCGAUCUGUAAUCACCUGGCGAACUUCUUAGAUGCAAUAAUAAAUUCGCCAUUGAUUCAAGUUUAGUGAGAGUAGAAGCUACGUUCGCCGUCGAGAUACCCCUCCUGGCUCAAUUCCCGGAGAACAGCUUCUCUUUGGGCGGGAACAUCCGAAAUGUAGACCACGGCCGAGCGGUUCUUCGCGGUCGAUGACGGAAACGAGAACAGUUCUACCCUUGCUGAAACUGAAUCGCAGCUGAAUCACAAUUUCGUUGAUCUGAACACCACCGCCGCUGCUGUGUCUCCGUACAGAAUUACCAGUACAGUUAAUCUUGUCUGAGCAUGCUUCGAGUCGUCAAUCAGUGAUUGCAAAAUUUCUUCUUCAUUUUUUUUUUUUUUUAAUUCUUAUAGUUUUGUUUCUGCUGCAGGGCUUGUUAGUAGCAAGCUACAAAAUGGUAGCCGUGUAUAGAGAAAGCAAUAGCGUGAUACAUCAGAAUUUUAAUUAUAGAUUCACCUUUGUAAA